GGGAGUGGAACCUCAACCCAGCACGUUAUCGUGAUAGAGGAUGCAGAGGCUGCAGGUCCUGGGGUCAAGCUUGAGAGGUCUGAAGGAGAGGAGGACCCAAGACACAGAAGAGACAUCCAGACUGCAGCAGCUGGAGCUUCCCCUGAGGCCAUGGAGGACCUCACCGCUGCGCCCCAGCCCAGGACCCAACGCAGCAUCACGGAGGAGGAGGGUCCAGAGGUGCUUCUGGUAAAGGAGGAGGGGUGUGAGGAGGGUCUGGGGAACCCUGAGGGGACCAUGGUCAUGGAGGACAACCAGACUACACCUCCUCCUGAACCCACAGAGGAACCAGCUGAGCAGCACAGGACCACACACAGUUUCACUGAGUCAGUAGACAUGGAGGAUGGGAAGCCUGAUCUGCUGCUGGUCAAAGAGGAGACAAUAGAAGAUGGACCAGAGAAUAUUGAUCUGCUGAGUGGACUAAAGAUGGGGGAGCAAGGUGGUUGGUUGGAGGAUUACAGAGGAGACUGGGUGGCCAUCUUGGAUUCCCAGACCCAGACGGGUGCAGCCAAGAGCCAGGGGGAUGACAUCACUGAGCAGGCCAGGACCAGAGGCGACAUAGUGGAGGUCAGUGGAUGGGACAGCGUCCUCAACUCUAGGCUGGGGAACAACACUGUUAACCACAACCAGAAAAAGACAAUCGAACACAAAACAACAACCAAACUUAGUCUCCAUGACAACAGACUGGCUGAGACCAGGAUGAGACAUAGAUUUGGUCCGGGUGGAAGGGGAGGUGUCCGUAUGCAGCUGGAGAGAACAGACAUAGACUUGGCUAGCGAUGCUCCUUCCUGCUCCUAUAGUUGUGAUUCAGAGAGACUUAUGGCGCCUCAGGUUAACCCCCUAACAGGUGCUGCCUUCAGCCUGCCUUCUAUAGGAUCUAUCAAUUGGAACAUGGAUCCUGUGACAACACAGACACUCCCUGGUCAUUGUCCUCCUCAGACUCUCCUAAUGUUAAACCAGACCUCAGACAAUGCCAGUGCCUCAACACUGAGUGGCUACACAAGCCCAUUGACAAAUGACAGUAGUAGAGAUGGAAUCAGUAAAGGUGGCGGCGCCAAAGAAAAGCACUUCCCGUGUUCGUUCUGUGGCAAAGUCUUCAGUUUCCCCAAACAGGUGGCGAUCCACCAGAGGAUGCACACGGGGGAGAAACCGUUCGGCUGCCACGUGUGCCGGGCCAGUUUCUCAGACUCAGCCAACCUGAAGAGGCACCAGAGGGUCCACACAGGGGAGAAACCCUACAGCUGCCCCCAGUGUGAGAAGAGGUUCUCCCACCAGCCCCAUCUGAAGAGGCACCUGAAGAUCCACACUGGAGAGAAGCCGUUCCCCUGUAUGCACUGCGAGAAGAGGUUCUCAGAGAGGGGCUACCUCAGGAUACACCAGCAGAAAAUGCACACCGCCCAUGUAUAGAGGAUAGUGACAUGUAAUGUAGUACUAGUUAGUUUGUUUGUAGUUAAUUCUGUUGAUUUUGGAUGUAUAGGGAACUGGAUGAGGUGACCUGAGGAAAUAAUUAGUAUGAUGAGGCAGAGUAGAUGAUACGGGGAUGGUUGGUGUGAUGGUGUCUGUACAAAUGCUUCACUGAUGAAGUGACAAUUUUGUCCUGUUCUUUGAUGUUGGUGUUUAUUUAUAAUGAGGAAAUUAUAGUGCCUUAAUUGUACUUCAUUUUAUGUGAAUGUAUGACCAUUGUGUUUCAAUUAAAUACUAA
Messenger RNA from Salvelinus namaycush (lake trout), 1741 nucleotides. RefSeq names its product protein glass-like. The transcript has 5 exons. Bases 151 to 1446 code for a protein of 431 amino acids. The record is from RefSeq and is a predicted model, not a curated record. Lineage: Eukaryota; Metazoa; Chordata; Actinopteri; Salmoniformes; Salmonidae. Gene Ontology annotation, cellular component: nucleus.